AAGACAGGAUUGCUUCUACAGUUUACUGUGGGUGUACACAAAUUGGCAGAACUCAGCAGAACUGAGACCCUUUGCAUAUACUCGAAGCCAUCCAGUAUGCUUUUAUUUUUGAUUUUUUUGGGGGGGAAGAGGGGCUGUAAAAGACAUCACUACUACAGCAGAUCGUCGGAGUGUUCACUUCAGGAAUGUAAUGCAGAUUAUUUCCACAACCUCUUCCACAGUGAAGCCCUUAGAUACUGUUAAGAUGUGUUGAUAAAAACUGCACCAACUGUUUCAUUGAUGGCCUUGGAACACAUGAGGGUUGGGUUAGAGUGUCUAGUCAUAUGUAACUCACCCAGUGCUUCUCUCUCCCUCCCUCCCUCCCUCCCUCUCUCUCUCUCUCUCUCUCUCUCUCUCUGUGUGUGUGUGUGUCUGCUGAUACUCACCAUGAAGUUGCUGCAGUAAGUGCCAUGCUUCGAACAUUUGGGGGGUAAGUGCUGGUACUCGGUACCAUUGAGUACCCCCAGAAGAAAGCAUUGCCUGCACUGCACUAGUCCUCACCUGGCAUGCCCCCAGGUCCUUCAAUUUGCAAGCAAAAUCCUCUUUUCCUUCACAGGGGGCUUCUGUUUAUUUCUAGGCUAGGUCCAGAACUUGCUGCCAAACAGGUGAUUUUAACUAUGUUCUGGAAAUUCAUUUAUGCUCGCUGGAAUAUACAGUACCAGCCCAAACUCCAGUGGUAGUAGAAUUUUGUUCCACUCUUACUGAUGACUGGAAGAUGAAUCUGGGGAACAUAUGAUUGCAAAGGUUAUGCAAAGUUGGAACCCCAUGCCUUGCCACAAACAGUAGUUAUUCUGCUGGUGUUCUAUGUGAAAGGAAAUAACUGAAACAUUGGGAAACAAAUUACAUAUGUUUCUAGACCUGCUUGGAAACUUUCAUAUGUUUAUAUAACAGAGCCAUUCUAAUUGUGACUGUUUUGCAAGUGAAUGGAUGUGGAUCAGUGUACCAGGCCCUUAGAUCUCUUGUCCUUAAAAUGCUUCUGUGAAAUGAGGUCUGUAUCUGUUAAUAAUGUUUAACCUUUCUAAAGUGGCAUCUUAGAUUAAAACAUGGGUGUAAUGUGUUGCGUUUUCAUAUUAUUGUACAGUCUACUUUAGCUGAAUACCUGUCAACACUUAGUGUACUUAUCAGAUGCAUAGCUGUUUUAAAUGUAAUCUGUAACCAUUAGCAGAUGCUGCAGCAUGCGGCUAUAUUGGAUAUCCACCUGUCUCUGGCAUGUUAGGAGCCUGAAAAUCCUUUCCCAGCUGAGAAAGUGUGAGCGUAUGCAAGAGCAAUUUCAAAAUGUUUCUGCCUCUCGACAUAAAUCUCAGUUUUACUUUAAGGAACCUUGAAUGUUCCCAUGAAUGCAUCUGUCAGUGAAAUCUACACAGGACCAAGUUAUCUCAUCAAAUGGCUACAACUUUCCUGAUGCUAUUGUAAACAUCCACAAAAGAUAGGUGGCACAGCCAGCAGGUAAAACCCAAGGAUGAAAUGAAAUAAUGUGCUUUGGUAGAACCAGAAAGAUGGAAAGCAGGGCUGAGGAAGAAAAAAAGGGAAAGGAAAGAGGCUUGUGUAUUUAAAACAUUGUAGUCUGGACUUGGCUCAGCAUGUUGGUCUGUAACAUGUAGUCAGCCUUUAAUUUAAUAACUACAGUGGUACCUCUACUUACAAAUGCGAUCCAUUUCGGGGUGCCGUUUGCACCCCGAAAAGUCUGUAAGUAGAGUGCCACUACUGCACGUGCGCGAAGCACGAUAGAGUGCUUCUGCGCAUGCGCAAAGCGUGCAAAUCGUUUCUGAGCAUGUGCGCGGGGCGAACCCGGAAGUAAACACUUCCGGGUUUGCCACAUUCGUAACCAGAAAGCAAACGUAACACAAGGUAUGACUGUAAAUUGUAUGCUUAUUUAGAAGCAAGAGUGUGGUAGAAAUAUCUUAACCUAUUUUUACAGUAACUGUAAUCUAUACUACUCUUAAUUUACAUCCAUUUAGCAAAAUGAUUAUCUUUUAUGCAUAUUCUCACAUAUGGAAGAGAAACAUAACCUACGGUAGUUUUUACCCAAUAGUUGCAUUCCCAGUUGCAAUGUACCUUAACUCAGAACAUUAUGAUUAAGUGAGGAAAUGUAAUAAAAUCAUAAUCUACUUCUGCAUCUCCAUUUAUAAUUGCAUAAAGACAGAGCUAUUUCACAUAAGCUCUGUUUAAAUAUGCUUAAGCAUACACCCAGCAACUGAAUUCAGUAUAUGUUAACUGAAUUCAAUAUAUAUUAUCAGUUAAUCAUUGAACUGUGACAUUUCACUUGAGUUUCAGAGUAAUAUAUCUCUUCUUAAUAGCAGGUAAGUUGAUAUCAAACAGAUUUUGGUUUGGAAUGGAAUUGCAGAGCAUGCGAGGUGAUCUGUCUGUUGCUUUUCUGGUUGUAAAUAUUCAUGGAAGUAAGGUGAAAGAGCUGUUAAUUGGCCAAUGCACCAGUAAACCAGCAGUUAACAUGGCAAAGUUGUAUUUUGCAUUUCCUCCAUCUUAUAUGUCAACUCUGUAUGUUAUACUAGAGCAAUGAGUUCAGAGAGUGCUACUAGCCUGGCAACAGACCCCAUUAGUGUUUUAACAAAGUGGCCAUUGCACAAAGGGGUUGUAUUUCCCAGGAAUAAAGACUGAAGGAGACAUUUGUAUACCUUUCAGCACUAUGCUUAUGGUAUCUCAAUAAACAUCAAGGCAUCUACGUCCAAGCAAACCUGCGCACAUGAUAUGUAGCAAUAGUCUCAUAAUGGGAUUGCAGCUGUCAGGCAGCUUAGCAGGAAUGAUUUGCCACAUUUGCCUUUAACAGGCUACUGAAGUAUUGACAGCGCAGUUGCUUUGUGUCCCGUCACAGCUACACAUACCAUGAGGCGUAAGGAUUGAAAAUAUACCAAGGUGCUGUCUUUAUUAUUAGUCUAUUUAGUACUUUGAAUCCAAAGUGCUAUUUUGUUCUGUGCCUCCUCUGUGCUUGGCACUUCAAUUUUUACAAAUCAGAGAUCUGAACAGCUUGCUCCUAUGCAUGUUUACUUCAGCCGCACUUUGCCCAAUGAAAUUGACUUCCAGCUUGCAAUUGUGUAUGUUCAUAUGAGUCUAGCUCCAGUGGCAGUCUUUUUGAAGCCACCCAGAAUCUCCCAUAUGAAUUUGGCCUCUGUCUUAUAUUCUUCCUACUGAAUCUUCCUACUGAAUCAGUCUUAAAGUGGCACCACAGAAGCUGCCCUUGUGUAUUCUGCAGCCCUGAUCAUGCAGCAUUCCAGAACAUGUUUCUACACUGUCUUUUCUCAGUGUGUGGAUGUUUGGGUCAGGGCCAGGAAGAUUUGGGACAUCACGAAUGACCCCAAAGGCACAACCCUGCUUCCUCUUAAUCAUGUGGAGUUGCCGCCAAGCAAUUAACCUAUGAAGGGGGCUACUGAUUUCAUGAUCAAACAAUCAGGUGUGUGCCUAAAUUCAGUUUGAAUUAUCAGCUUUUGGCAUGGCUAGGCUGAUUUUGCUGUACCCAGCACUGGAAGCCAAUUUGCUAGUAGGUUUUGAUAGGGUCUGGAGAAGCAAAAUGAACACCUUUAAUAUGACAUUGUGCAUAACAACACUUUUAUCAAAUCACCAUCUCCAAAAUAAUAAGAGAUUUGCACCUUUAAUGAUGCUCUGUUGCUUCAUUAACAGAUAGCACUUUGUCUUCUCUGGGGAAGGAAUAAAUCCUUAUACUUGUGUUGAGAAAAAUGAGAAAGAGAGAAAGAUCAGCAUGAAGGUGUUAUGAGGACAUGGAUAUCCUCCUCCUAAUCCACAGCGAUUAGUGGCAUAUCUGCAUUGAUGCUACUUUGCAUAAGAAUAUCCUUUUGCCCUUGACUUUAUCACAGGCUAAACUUAAUGGGCCAGGAGCUUUCAUUCAUUUCAAACUAGGUUACAUCCAAGAUGAAUUUGGCUCUCAAAUACAAGACUGAGUGGUUGGUAAUAACAUAAAAAACCUGUAAUCAGGAGGACUUAACCAUUCUAUCCUAGCAGUCAGCAACCUCCAGCUACUGUAGCGACAUUGCAUCAAAUAACUAUGAAAUCCUACGGGGGUGGGGAGAGUCUUGUUUUCAUCAUAAAUACUGUUCUCAAAUUAGUAUUUAAUGGAUUUGCACAGAGUUUGGUAGCUGCAGCUUGCAAUACUAACUUUUGUAGUGCUUUGGUUAAAUUGGUAAUCAGCCUAAAAACGUUUUAGGACUGACACUUUUUGUGUCUUAGAGGAGUGAAUGAAAACUGUAUAUAGGUGUCUUUUUCUGAUGUAAUAGGCCUUUCUCUGAGUCUCCUUCCUGUCAGAGAUGAUGUGGGCGGUGUUUGCAGAGAGUGCCUUGUCAGUCGUGGUGCCCUGGUCUGGAGCUCAUGUCCUAUCUAGCACCAGCUGAAGGUUACUUUGAUCAGUGGUGAGAACCACUGAUUUGGACAAACCAUGCCUAUUUUUCCUGGGCCUGACAUUAUAUAUCACAUCAGGCAUAGACAAGUUCAAGCUGUGGCUAAAAGAUGAAGAGUGGAAAGUAAACUUCGAAUGCAAACCUUUGCAGCAAAAAUGGACACCUUUUGAUUUGGCAUCAACUUUUGACUGUAAAAGAAGAAUUGGGAGGGCAUUUUGAGUGUACUCCUGAUUCUUCCCUUACAUUCCCUACCUUGAAUUGAAAGGUUCUUCCUUUGCAGAGGCAGCUUCAGUUUAAGUGGUGCCUGCAAAAGGGGGAAAAAUGAUCACUUGACGGCACAUUUAUUGUGUGCUCCUUAUUCUUUCCUUUGAAAUACAAGUACUAUCUCCUGGUGUCAUGGUGUCAUCAGGUGAUUGGCAGAAUGGCAGCUGGGAGGGCCUGUCCAGUUGUCAAAGUGGAGGUGGGUUAGUUCAACAUCCGUCCUGCUGGCUGGAUCUAGUUUUCCAUCUGUCAUUUAGAUUGACUCACUUAAUUCUGACCUUACGAUGAAAUUCUAGCUGCUUUGCUUCCUUGUGUGGCUUACUUGGUUUUAUAAUUAUUUUAAAUCAUCCUUUGUAUAGUGCCCUGAGUAAACAUUCUCAACAUCAAUCAAAUAAAUAAUAAAUAAAAGCUCCACAUGUUCCUAUCAGAAUCCUACACAGGCAAGAGAAGGAGUCAGGCUGAAAAGGCAAGCAGACUCAGUUCUCUGAGCCCACCCCUGCUUCUGCCUCUCUUGGCUUGGCUCUGUCCCUGCCUUGUCACAGGUCAGCUAGAACUGACCCUUCUUGCUUCAGUCAGAUUUACUCUACUAUAGCCUGUGAAGAGCAGCAGGGAGCCUAAACCUGUGUCAACCCAAUCACGGCCAUGGUGGAUGAUCUGCACCUAGAGAUGGCUGGGCAAAACUAUAUCCUGCUCUAUUAUUAGUUCUUGCAAAAGCUUUUGUUGCCAGUGACAAUGAGGUGUUUGUUACUAUGGGAUUAGCUGGUGCUUCGGGACCUAUCUCUGUUGUAUAUAUGCCUGGCAAGGACAAGCCAUUACUGCAUCUUCAUGUCUGAAAAAGCUAAAGGAGAUGGAUUUCUCCAGGUCGUACAACAGGGGUCAGCAAACUUUUUCAGCAGGAGGUCGGUCCACUGUCCCUCAGACCUUGUGGGGGACUGGACUACAUUUUUUUGGGAUGGGGAUGAACGAAUUCCUAUGCCCCACAAAUAACCCAGAGAUACAUUUUAAAUAAAAGCACACAUUCUACUCAUGUAAAAACACCAGGCAAGCCCCACAAAUAAGCCAGAGAUGCAUUUUAAAUAAAAGGACACAUUCUACUCAUGUAAAAACACCAGGCAAGCCCCACAAAUAAGCCAGAGAUGCAUUUUAAAUAAAAGGACACAUUCUACUCAUGUAAGAACACGCUGAUUCCGGACCGUCCGCAGGCCAGAUUUCUAAGGCAAUUGGGCCGGAUCUGGCCUCCAGACCUUAGUUUGCCUACCCAUGUCAUACAAUGACAAAAGGCACAGAACCUUUGUCCAAAAAGGGGGGGGGGACAAACCCAUCAUAGGGAAAAUCUUGUUCUAGCCCCACAUCAUUGCAGUGUGUAUAUGAUGCACAUUAUUCCCAUGUACAGGCAGCUCCCCAUUUGUGCAGAGGUUGCAUUCUGGGUCAUUGCACAUGUCAGUGGUCAUGCAUAAGUCCAUUCUGGCCCCAUUCCAUUCAGGGGCAAAAAGCAGCACACGCAAAAGUGGUUGUGUGUACAUUGGUUGCAUGCAAAGUGAUCAUUCCCUGUAAACAUAAUGCCAGUCAUUUCAAUGUGUACAUUAUGCAAAUUGUCAAAAUGCUCAAAAUUGGGCAUGGAUUCAAAGUUUGGUACCAUCGAUGCAUUGAUGACAGCCUUUAAUGAACACCCUUCUCAUCCGAAUCAGGCCCUGAAGCCACUCUGCUUACUCAGUGCCUUUUUAUGGUUGGCAGCUAAUGGGACAACUAAGGUGGUAUGUACACAAUACUGAGCCAAUGGAAAUUGUUGUUUUGUAUGAGGGAUCAGUGUACUUACUAUUGCUGAGAUGCAGCCCUUUCUGGUCACUUAGGUUCAUAGACUUGGUUCAGAGAACUUUCCAAAUGGGGUUUUUGUUCUCUAGAAGCCCCAACACUAAAAUCAAAUCCCAGAAUUCGAAAGUGGCACAGCAGCACUUUGUGGUCAGCAAUCCCUCUGUUUACACAAACUUAGCAUAACAUAUCUUGGACUUAUUUUCCUAAAAUCUGGCAAUUUUAGAAAAAUAAGCCUGAGAUAUAGAAUUAUUGAUGGUUUGCAAGAAGGCACUACGCAAAGAGCUCAACUCCAUAAGGCCCUUAUAAAUUACGUGAACCUAACCAUGUCUCUUGACUGAGAGUUUGCCAAUUGAUGCUAAAGUACAGUCUGUAAUGCAUUUCACAGUAGGUAAAACUGUGUGGAAUACAAUGCCAUUUCUGUCUUAGAGUUUACAUAAAGCUCCUAUGUUUAUAUAAACAUAUGACAAACAUACUAUUCUGCUCCCAUAUAAGAUUUGGAAAGUCAAACAAAGAAGCUCUGUUUUGCCUUCAUGACACAAAAGAUAUUGUCCAUAACCCCUUUUAGCUUACCAGCUUCUUUCAAACAACUAUAACUUCCCAGAUGUACUUUGCAUUUUGAAGGCCUUGUUGACAUACUGCUAGGGUAAUAUGUCAUGCAUCAUGGAUCUUGGCUGGGUUCCUAAAGGCGUUUCAUCAAGGGAAGAUGACACUGAACCUCAUGGAUUCUACUGCCCUUUUCUGCAUUUAUAUAUUUAGAAAAAGCUGCACUGCAUAUUCAGCUCUUUUGAAAACACAUACACUGUAGUCCCUUUGCCAAAAGAACAUACGUAUCUGUCAGAAUUUAAACCUUUGAAAUAGUGCUUUCCUAUUUUCUUUCUUGACAUGCAUUUCCUUGGUUCUUCCAUGGCUAUUUGUGCUAAGGUAGUGGGAAUGAGGGCUGUCGAGAGCUGCCAUGGCUUUUACUUGGUGAUUUAAAGAUGAGGGACAGUCACUCAUCUUCUUGCAUCAGGACAAACUUCCAUCUUCCUAAAAACAUCAUGACUAGAAAAAGUCUCAAAUAUAGGUUCCAAAGAACUAAGUGAAUACCUAGUUUGGUCCUAUUUGCUGUCUUUCUUAGGGGGAGUUGGGGGCAAGUUCCUUUAGGAGGCAACUGGCUCAGCAGUCUUUUGUAAGGGUGGACAAGGAAAUAGAAUUAUUUAAUAUUAUUUUAUUAUUUUAUUUCUACUUGAUUUCAUUUUUAAAAAAAAGUUAUUUCAUUUUCCAUUUGCCUGAACUGCAUUCAUGUUGCUUUUGUUUUUCAUGGGUUAUUAGUUCAUUUGUUUUUGUUUUUCAUUCAUUUUCUCUCCUAUUUAUUUCAACAGGAGACCCAGCCAGUCUGAUGUUGCCUAGAACUUUGGUGUUUUCCAUCCAAAUGUCAUGAAAUUUGAAGCCAUUCCCGCAUCAGACCUCCACAUUUCAGACAGAUGGGACAACAUACCUCCAUUUUAUAAGCCCCAAUUUAUAUCUGACAAUUUCAUUGCACUUUCUCUUCCUCCAUCCCUAAGAACUCCUUGUGAGCUGAACACAAAGCUCUAGCCAAGGUAAAGCCAUGCAACUAGAAACAAAUGACUUGAAAUUAAGCAAACUGUCAUUUUCAUUUCAUUCAUUUUAAUUCCCAUUUGUUUCCACUAUAAAAGCAACUGAAACAAAUGGGGCUUCUUUUCAUUUUUCAUUCAUUCUUUUUUUUUUAAUGAAUGCAACCUCUAGACCCUUGCAGUGAAAUGCACAUUCUAAUGCAAAAUAGUAUUGGUUUUGGUUGUCUUGACAAUAAGGGUGUACUCCUUGUUCCUACAGCAGCACGUUAGCUGCCUACCUAAACCUGCACCCAAAACAUAAAGAUGAAAUCGCAGUUCUACUAUGUGUCAAAUAAAAAUUGUGAUUAGACUGCAGUAGGCCAAGCACUUGGUCCGUGUUGCAGCCAAGGUCAGGCUAUGACUGCCAUGACUCUCCAAAGGUCCUCUUUAUGCCUGGUGCUGCCACCACCACCCCUUUAACACAGAUGUCAGUGUUUGAACUUGGGCCUUUCUGCAUGCAAAGGAUCUGCCCUGCCCCAGAGCUAUGGCCCCUACCAUCGCCAAAGUCACUGUCAAGAAGCAAUGCUAGGGAUGUCUGAAACACUGUGUCAAGGUCUAUAGAAUUUAAUCCCAGCUCAUUUACAGUAACCGUUCCAAGUCUUUAAUUUGAAAAGGAUGACUAACAGAUUUCCAACGAGUCUUUUUUGGAGGGGCCAGCACUGCAGAAACUUGGUUUUAAUUUAAAGGAUGCCCCUGUCAAUGCAAAGUGGCUGUUAAUUACUCUCCAUAUUUUAUUCAUGGUCCCUUUAGAGACUCUUUAUAUGAAGGCAAUCUAAAGACAACAUAAAUGAGAACCUUGCAUAGCAUUUUUUCAUAAGCUGCGGUGUUUUCUCCUGUCAUUUCAGCAUUGCAAAUCUUUUGGAUCUCAAGCGUGCAUAGGAAUGCCUGUAGCGAGAAGAGGAACCGAGUCAAUUAUAAAUAAAUAUAGGCAGCUGGGAGCAUUUUUCGAUAAGCAACAAUAAUUUUAAGAAAUCUCUCCUGCCACAACGUCCCCUUUUAUUUUAUUUUGUCUUUCUGUCUUCUGUUUCCUUGUUUGGAGGUGAGCAGGGUGGUGGUGGUAAUAUAUGAACCUGAAUUACAUCUUGUAGAUGCUAGUUGUGGGUAACUGGCAAUGUUAUUUGUUAAGUGUGGGAGAGGUAAUAUUAGGAAUGGGUGGAUCAGUUUGGCGCUUGAUUUGUAUUUUUUAUUUGUAUUAAAAACUAAUAAUUUUAUGCAAGAGAUGCUAUAUGUGCAUAAACAUAUACCACCCAGAACACAGAGAGACAUAUUUUUUUAAAACAAUAAUAAUGGUUGAGGUUAUUUAUUCAUGAGCUACCUCUUUGCCUCCAGCAACAUACAAAAAUUGAAGAUCAGGGUAAUUUCUACAACAGUGUGAUAGAAAUAUACCUGCAUGGUACAUAAAUGAAGGAUUCAUCUAGAGCAGUGGGUCUAGAGCAGGUAUGGUCAUGAGGCCAUACCAGGUUGGUUGCAGCAAAGCUAUUGCAGCCAUGUUGGAUUCCAGCUUAGGCUGACCAGACCACAGGAGCACUACAUGCAUGUCAGGACUAGGAAACACUCUUCUGAUGAGAUGCUUAUGUUAUCCAUUUUCACAAGUGCCGCAAUGUGGCAGGAGAAAGGUGUGAGACAUUUUUAAUACUGUGCAUAUUGUUGGCUAACCACAAUAUGCUUUUCUAGCACUAUUAACUAUAAAUCAAAAGUGUAAAUGUGACUGUAGGUUUCAUGUUGCAGCUUGGGAGUCAGAGACCUCACUCCUGUCCGUAACCAUGCUGCAGCAUUCGGCACUAACCAAAUAACUCUAUUCAAAGCAGAUUUCAGAGUUUUCAUUUCUUCCUUGUCUUUCAUCUGCAUGUUAAUUAGCCAGUUGUUAGCUUGAAAAAUUCAAGCAUACUCUGGUAAAUUGCCUCAUGUAGGAUAAGAACUAGCAUAGUGUAAUGGUUACAGGUUUGACAGUGGAAAGCUGCUUUGAAAUCUUCACAUAGCAUGAAAUUCACUGGGUGACCCUAUACCAGUUCCUCACCAUCUCACAACAUAACUAAUUCCAUUGUGAUGGAAGGGCUGAAGACACCAGGCGUGGCCAGUUUUGGUGUCAUUAACCAACAUGAACAAUGGUCAGGAAUGAUGGGAGCUGUCCAUAAUAGCUGGGUAGCACUAUGUGGGCUAUUGCUGAUAUCUUCCCUCCCUAGUUAAAGGACAAUAUUUAUUUGCAGUUUGAGCUUUCUUUGCCUACUCUGAAUAGAGGCAGAACUGUGCUGCUAAGAAUUUCUUUAGGCAAAACUAAGAGUUUUUUGUAAUUCUUAGGGGAAAGUUUGGAAAGCCAGUUAAAUUAAAUAAAGAUGGUGUUCAUAGACUUGGGACAGUUCUUCUACAGAGCGGUGUAGCUGCCCUAAGAACAUUUACUUAUCUGGGCAUAAAUAAAGGAUGAUUGUGGGAAAUUAGAAUGUUUUGGAAACCUACGCAUUACUCAUGAAGAUUAAUUACAGAGCCUUCUCCCAUUGAACUUAGUGCAAAAAGAUCCCGUUGACGCUUAGCAAGCAGACUGUGCCCACAGUUGGCUUUGUUUGUCUUGUAAUGUCAAAUAAUCUUUCAGACACUCCAUCGACCUAGAAUAUUCCAGCCAUCAUUUAUUCAUCUCUCUUGGCUAGACUCAACAGAAUCUUCCUGUGAGUGUAGUUGGCCAAUAUUUUGGAAGACGAUCUCCUUGGGGCAUG
Messenger RNA from Podarcis lilfordi (Lilford's wall lizard), 10797 nucleotides. The record is from the annotation of a GenBank genome assembly. Lineage: Eukaryota; Metazoa; Chordata; Lepidosauria; Squamata; Lacertidae.